UGCUCACAUUCCCACCUGAGCUCCACCUUCUCAGAUGAGCAGCAGCAUUAGAUUCUCAUAGGAGAACGCACCCUGUUGUGAACUGGGCAUGUGAGGGAUCUAGGUUGCGCUGUCCUUAUGAGAAUCUAAUACCUAUUGAUCUGUCACUUUCUCCCAUCACGCUCAGGUGGGAACAUCCAGUUUCAGGAAAACAAGCUUAACACGCCCACUGAUUCUACAUUAUGCUCCUACCUCCCGGCAGCCUCUCCAGGCCCAGAACUUUCUCCAGUCAGCCUCUACAGACCAAGCUCAUGACUCACCAUGGCCUAUUUAGGCCCAUACCCUACAUCACGGCAGUCUCCGCAGAUGAGCCUACUGCCUCACAACAGCCUCCACAGGCACAGCUCCAUCGUUACAAUGGCCUCUUUAGACCCAGCUCCUGCCUCCCAGCCUUCUCUCCAGGCCCUGAACUUUCUCAAGUCGACCUCACCAGGCCCAGCUCAUGCUUCUUUGCAGCCUCUCCAGGCCCAGCUCCUGCAUCUUGGUGGCCCCUCCAGGCCCACCCUCUACCUCCCGUCAGCCUCUACAGUCCCAACAUCUGCCUCACAGCAGAUUCUUCAUGCCCAGCAUCUGCCUCACUGUGGACCCCCCAAGCCAAGCUCCCAACCUUUCAGCAGCUUCUACACACCCAGCUCCUGCCACCCAGUGGCCUCUUUAGGCCAAGCUCAUGCUUCACAAGGGCCUUUCCAGGCCCAACUUUUGUCUCAUGGCAACCUUCCCUGGCCAGAUUCCUGCCUGUCUCCCAGCAGCCUAGACAGGCCCAGGUCUUGCCUCACACUGGCCUCUCUACAUCCAGCUUAUGCCUCAUGGUGGCCUCUCCAGGCCCAACUCCUGUCCCAGGACGUCAUCUCCGGGCCCAAAACUUACUCAAGUCAGACUCUCUAGUCCCAACUGCUGCCUCCUGGUGGCCUAUGAAGGCCCAAAAUCUCCUCAAGUUGACCUCUCCAGGCCCAGCUCCUGCCUCCUGUUAGUG
Messenger RNA from Pan troglodytes (chimpanzee), 1012 nucleotides. RefSeq lists its product as uncharacterized. NCBI's taxonomy places the organism in Eukaryota, Metazoa, Chordata, Mammalia, Primates, Hominidae. The record is from RefSeq and is a predicted model, not a curated record. Bases 301 to 924 code for a protein of 207 amino acids. The transcript has 2 exons.